Molecule: messenger RNA, 753 nt
Organism: Fusarium tjaetaba
Lineage: Eukaryota; Fungi; Ascomycota; Sordariomycetes; Hypocreales; Nectriaceae
Exons: 1
Coding region: 1-753 (250 amino acids)
Source: RefSeq, a predicted model, not a curated record
AUGGGUCACUCAAACUCAACACUUCAAUUUCAUGAACUCUCAGCUGCCGGAAUUGAAAAGGGAAUUCCGCCCAUCAUCCGCGUCAGUUAUGAAUCAGGCUGGAGUAAAUUCUUCCGUUAUGACUUCGAACUCUUUCUCGAUGGCCCCAACGAUGAGCCUAUGUACACACUCGACUUCGAAAAGGGCAUACGCGGCGAUAUCGUCCUCUAUAGCGGACCAUCCCUCGACUCUUCAAAACUGGCUGUUUCUGGUAGAGGGUCAUAUUUUGACAAAGAAUAUUUGAUCCGCUUGCCUCCAAUUUCCGGCAUUGCUCCUCAAGACCAGUUCCUCUAUUGGGACUCAGAACUGAGGACAUGUUUCUGGUUUGACAUCCAAGUCGGCCAUGGCCCAGACCAGCGCAUAGAGGGUUUCGAAUGGCGACACUCUCGGGGCCCUGAAGUCGAGAGCGUUGGUCAAUCAUGCAGGGGCGGACUCAAGCUCGUCCGUCUUGGCAGCACUAAGGGGCAGGGCUACGGCUACUCCAGCGACGGCAAGGAGGUUGUUGCUGUUUGGGCGAACGCAAGGAGUUUCUCGAGCUUUUUAGCUGUUGGAGAGUUACAGUUCCUAGGAAGCGGUGCUACAGGCGAGUUGGGUCAGUUGUGGGCGCUGAUGGCUGUCAUGAGCUGCAUGUCCAUCUGGCAGAAGGAGGCGAGAGAUCGUGCUCGUUCAUCGCACGCAGGAGCUGUAGCAGCACCACCAGCACCAGGAUGUUGA